UACACGGUGACAUCGUGGUCUCUGCCGCGCUUCUAAAAAUUAUAGAAAAUAAUGUAUUCGUCCACUCUAGGACCAUAGCUACUUUCCAUUUGUAGUAAGUGUUUGUGUUAUUUUAACAGAUCGCAGCCAUGGGUCGCCGGCCAGCCCGAUGCUACCGCUACUGCAAGAACAAGCCCUACCCCAAGUCCCGUUUCUGUCGCGGUGUGCCUGAUCCUAAGAUUCGGAUCUUUGACCUGGGCAGGAAGAAGGCCAGGGUGGACGAGUUCCCUCUGUGUGGUCACAUGGUCUCUGACGAGUACGAGCAGCUGUCCUCUGAAGCUCUGGAGGCAGCCCGUAUCUGUGCCAACAAGUACAUGGUGAAGACUUGUGGAAAAGAUGGCUUCCACAUCCGGGUCCGGCUGCACCCCUUCCAUGUCAUCCGUAUCAACAAGAUGUUGUCCUGCGCUGGGGCUGACAGGCUCCAGACAGGGAUGCGUGGUGCGUUCGGUAAACCCCUGGGCACAGUGGCCCGUGUUAGAAUCGGUCAGGUGAUCAUGUCUGUCCGCACCAAGGCCAGCAACAAGGAGCACAUUAUCGAGGCUCUCCGCAGAGCCAAGUUCAAGUUCCCCGGACGCCAGAAGAUCCACAUGUCCAAGAAGUACGGCUUCACCAAGUUCAACGCGGUGGACUUUGAUCAAAUGAUGGCUGAGAAGCGUGUGAUUCCUGAUGGCUGUGGGGUGAAGUACAUCCCUUCGACUGGUCCUCUGGCUCGCUGGAAGAAGAUUCACGCCAUCUAGACACCCAACUACAGACUGUCUGGACAGGUUCAACAUCCCAUAGGAUGCCUGUCUGGUCCUCGGCUUCACAAGAGGUCAGACAUGGUGAAUGAAUACAUCUGGAAAGUUGGCAAAUAAAAUAUUAAACUGA
Oncorhynchus masou masou (cherry salmon) is the source of this 906-nucleotide messenger RNA. Its product is annotated as large ribosomal subunit protein uL16. The transcript has 6 exons. Gene Ontology annotation, biological process: ribosomal large subunit assembly; translation. The record is from RefSeq and is a predicted model, not a curated record. NCBI's taxonomy places the organism in Eukaryota, Metazoa, Chordata, Actinopteri, Salmoniformes, Salmonidae. Bases 129 to 776 code for a protein of 215 amino acids. Gene Ontology annotation, molecular function: structural constituent of ribosome. Gene Ontology annotation, cellular component: ribosome; cytosolic large ribosomal subunit.